This is a messenger RNA of Symbiodinium sp. CCMP2592, 264 nucleotides long. Lineage: Eukaryota; Dinophyceae; Suessiales; Symbiodiniaceae. The record is from the annotation of a GenBank genome assembly.
AUGCCUCGGCAUGGUGCUCGAAUCUGCUUGGGGCGGACCUUAGCCGACUACGAAGGAAAGUUGGCGAUGGUCAAGGUGCUGCAGAAAUUUGUCCUUGAGGAGUGGACGAAGCCGCGGAUGGAAGAGAUAACCACUUUCGUCACCGUUCCUGCAACCGAUGUCGUCAUCCGUCUGCGGCGCCGCGGAGUCGAGACCCAAAAAAUCUGCGGAGACCGAAUGGCAGCCCCAUUCUCGCACCCGCACCCAGAGAGCCCAAUACCUUAA